This is a messenger RNA of Pungitius pungitius (ninespine stickleback), 830 nucleotides long. RefSeq lists its product as uncharacterized. Bases 143 to 571 code for a protein of 142 amino acids. The record is from RefSeq and is a predicted model, not a curated record. Lineage: Eukaryota; Metazoa; Chordata; Actinopteri; Perciformes; Gasterosteidae. The transcript is spliced from 6 exons.
UACUUUUCCCUCAAGCCUUUUCAGCCUCAACAGCGGCGCCAAAGUGCAGCCUCUCCAGAGUCUGUCCGUCCGACCACUUCUCUUUACGAAUCACCAGCGGAGCGGCAAACGUGGUUGGGCCAAAGAUCUGUUUUGAUGCAUCAUGAGUACCGUAUUGAAUAAUGUGGGACCAGGACUGAACAUUGUGCUGGUAAACGGCAGAAAUGGAAAAGUGGAAAAAUAUGGCUACCUCAAUAUGGAUGCUGGCAACGAAGAAUACAUCCUGGCAUACCUGAAGGACAUAAAACCUGGAACGAUUGCCUUGGUGGCCUCUUUUGAUGAUGUGACAGCAAAAAUGACAGACGAGAUGAGGGAGGUGUUUGUUGGGAUGGGAAGCACUUUGAUCAAGUCUUUAAAACCCAGAGAUGGCUGGGUGUUUGCUGGGAGAGCCGGCGCGCAAAACAAAAGCCUCCUUGAGAACCAAGCUGUCAGCGACAAUAACACCAACGUUUACGGCAGAUGGCCGGAGACGGUGGAGAUAGGCGGCUGCAUCCUGAGGACCGCGACUGAGAAUGAAAAGGAGGACAUUUAGGAUUUCCAUGUAAAAAAUGAUAUUCACACUUAUUACUUACUACUAUUAUAUUUACUGACAAUGUGGGUACAUCUUUUCUUGAGUUGUGCUUCCCUACGUCGUAGUUUUACUAUGUUUCUGUCUGCUAAGCGUAUAACAGCAUCAUCCUUUUAAAUUUUAAAUUGUGGUUCUUAGGACCUCGUACAUAUUGUAAAGAUUUGCUGAUGCAACAUUUCCCUUUGUGAUUGUGAGCUUUAUGAAUAAAAUGUACUGAACUUCA